UCACCCAGCAGGAAGUGAUGUCAGACUCACCGAGCAGCUCACUGAUCAGGAUCCUAAACAGAGCAGAGAGGACAGACUGAACCUCCCCAAAAUCCGUCUUCAUCCGCGGACAAUUCAACACCAUCCUGAUCAAAAACGUCGAGAGCAUAAAGUUCACACUCUGAGCUUCACAACGAGCGGCGUAUUGGCGCGAUAUGACGUCGGGAGGGUUUUAAAACAAGAGGCGAAAGAUUGUGAGAGCCGACUGCAUCCGGAAGGACACAAUCCAUCGCUCGGUGGAGGGUUUUUUUUUUAAUCCCUCUAAUUUCUCGAGUUUCUGCUCUUGAAACAAAACAUCCAAACAUUCAAACCUGAACAUUUCUGGAUAGUUUUUGGAGCUAGCGAGCGCGCUUGCUGGCCGACCACAGACCGCCGACCAUGGAGUUAAGAGUGGGGAACAGAUACAGACUGGGCAGGAAGAUUGGAAGUGGAUCCUUUGGAGACAUCUACCUGGGUACCGACAUCUCCGUCGGAGAGGAGGUGGCCAUCAAGUUGGAAUGCGUGAAGACCAAACACCCGCAGCUCCACAUAGAGAGCAAAAUCUACAAGAUGAUGCAGGGCGGAGUGGGUAUCCCGACGAUAAAGUGGUGCGGGGCCGAGGGCGACUACAACGUGAUGGUGAUGGAGCUGCUGGGGCCCAGCCUGGAGGACCUGUUCAACUUCUGCUCUCGGAAGUUCAGCCUGAAGACGGUGCUGCUGCUGGCUGACCAGAUGAUCAGCCGCAUCGAAUACAUCCACUCCAAGAACUUCAUCCACAGAGACGUGAAGCCCGACAACUUCCUGAUGGGGCUGGGCAAGAAGGGCAACCUGGUCUACAUCAUCGACUUCGGCCUGGCCAAGAAGUACCGCGACGCUCGCACACACCAGCACAUCCCCUACCGCGAGAACAAGAACCUGACUGGCACCGCCCGCUACGCCUCCAUAAACACACAUCUGGGCAUCGAACAGUCCAGACGAGACGACCUGGAGUCGCUGGGCUACGUCCUCAUGUACUUCAACCUGGGUUCUCUGCCCUGGCAAGGCCUCAAAGCCGCCACCAAGAGGCAGAAGUACGAACGCAUCAGCGAGAAGAAAAUGUCCACCCCAAUUGAAGUCCUGUGCAAAGGCUACCCAUCCGAGUUCGCCACCUACCUGAACUUCUGCCGCUCUCUUCGGUUCGACGACAAGCCCGACUACUCGUACCUCCGCCAGCUCUUCAGGAACCUCUUCCACAGACAGGGCUUCUCCUACGACUACGUGUUCGACUGGAACAUGCUCAAAUUCGGUGCCAACAGGGCCGUGGAAGACGCAGAGAGGGAGCGUCGGGAGCGGGAGGAGAGGCUGAGGCACAGCAGGAACCCCGGGGCCAGGGGCAUGGCCUCCGCCUCAGGGAGAGCCAGGGCAACUCAGGAAGUCGCAGCCCCCUCACCGCUCAACCCCGCCGCACACACAGGUUUGGAGAAGGAGAGGAAGGUGAGCAUGCGUCUUCAUCGCGGAGCACCGGUCAACAUCUCCUCGUCAGACCUGACGGGACGCCAGGACACAUCCCGCAUGUCCACCUCACAGGCUCUGUCCCGCGUCACACCCAGCGGCCUCCAGUCUGCAGCUCCACGGUGAAACCCCUCCACCCAGCUGUUGCACCAUGGAGGCCUCAACAUGCAGCACACACACACACACACAAACACACUCACACACACUCUUACUCAAACACACACAUAUAAACACUCACACACACACAGGACUGUUAAUCGACACAGAGGACUCUACCAACCAUCGCGCAAGAGUCUGGCUGCACUCUUGUUCACUUGACCGAGGAAGAGGAGUGCGUCCGUGUAGCAGCCUCCUUCUCACACGAAGAUGUGGAAACACUCCUCCUCCUCCACCUCCUUACUGUUGAUGAAGCCAUGGAUUCACUUUUUUUUUUAACUUUGGUUUUACUUUACUCUUUUUGUUCUUUAGCAUUAAAACUUCUGUGACACCAGCUCCACUGGUCAGACUUCCCGAGUGUGUUUAGCUGGACAAAAUAGUGUGGGACUCUUUUUUUUUUUUUUUUUUAAUUGUGAAAGCAGGAAGACACGUGAUCCGUUGCGGAAUUGUUAAAGGACGGUGUCUUGAAAGAGUCCUUCAUUUUUUUUUUGUUUCUGUAGGUGUUUUAGGUUUAAAUGUAACAUAGAUCGGGGGAGGGGGACAACCCCCCCUCCUUUGUUUUAAAAAUGGGACAAAAGGACUUGUAACGUUCUAUUUUCAAAGCUUGUCCCGUAGUAUGAAUUUGUCCUCCUCAGGUGCGUCGGAUCCCAGAUGUUAGAGUAAAUCCAAAACCAUGCAGCACCUCUUUCUCUUUCUCUCUCUCUCUCUCUGUCUCUCUCUGUCUCUCUCUCUGUCUCUCUCUCUCUCUCUCUCUGUCUCUCUCUCUGUCUCUCUCUCUCUCUCUGUGUGUGUGUCUUCAGGUCGUGACUGCAGCGUGCUGCUCGGGGAAAGCUGUGAAUGGAACAGUGAUCUGUCCACAUUGAAUGGGUGACAUGUUGUUUUUAAUCCCGGUGAUGCAUAGUGACGUGGUUUUUGUGUGCGUGUGGGUGUUUGUGCGUUUCCGUGCUAGGCUUAAAUGGGUGGGGGAUGAAAACAUACUCUUUUUUUUGUUUGUUUUGUUUAGUUUUUUUUACUCCUUUGCCUCCUAAACCUCUCUCGAGACCAUCCAAACCGCUUCAGGUUUUCAUUUUUCUACGUGGACCUCCUCUAACGCUCACCUGUCCUACCGACAAAUUUCCUGUCUAGAUGUUCCUCAACACAAAAAUCACCUUCACAGGCGCUUCAGUCUUUCCCAGUCUAACGAUGCUUCUUUUCACCAUGUAUUGUUUGUUUUUCUUGCGGGAUUCUAACACACGACACAACAAACAGAUCUGUAUCGAGUCCAUUACGUGUAGCCUUACGUCAUUUCGUAUUGAGAAUGUGCCAUUACACAACGUUUUCCUACACUAGCGCACACCUAAACUUCGUCCAUGUUAUCUGACAGUUUUAAGGCACACUUGGAGAGGACCACUCGGCCCGUUGUAGAAUGUCUUCUGGAGCUCUGGAAAAGCUUUAAAAGACGAGCUGAGUCGAGUUGCAUUAUGGGGGAUGUAGGGUUCAGUGUUUUUCGAACCCCCUUCUAAAAACACUGGAUCAUAUCUUGAGCUUUGUUGCCUCGUUUGGACCAUUCUUCUUCUUUACUCUGUUUUCUGUCCUUCGUGGAAAUGCAGAACAGUUUGUGCUCCACAUUUAAGUUAUACAUUUUCAAACUGUGAAAGGUCGGAGAUACAAGGGACAAAACAAAACCGCCUGGUUCUGCUGAACUGUGCCUGUUACGUUAAACCGGCACAGUCCAGUUGAACCAGUUCUCGAUCCGCCGAGCGAUGUGAGAGUCCGGAUAGAAACUGGACCGGAGGGCUCCAACUUCAAUUAAAAGUGAGGAGGUUUUUGGAGAGCUCUGGACUAGAGAUCACACAGAGUCCCAGCAGUACUGGAGCUGCGAGCCUCACGUGGCUCUUUUUCAGUGACUCGAAGUCCUCCCAACAAGAGGAGACACGAUCGGAGCGGCCGUUCAGCCGAGCUGACCGCUGAAACCCUGCAGAUUUUGAAGUAGAAAAAUUCUCUAUGUGGUAGACUGGUUACAAAGUGUUGUAGUUAAAGGGGGACGGGGUCGUAGUGGUUAUUAGUACAUGUUUGUUCUGUUGUUGUGUGUAGGAUGCGAGCCGAUGUACGGCUUCGGAUGAUGACAGUGUACGGAGUGACUGGGAACGCCUCCUAACUCCAGUAGACUUCCUGCUCAGGCAGACUUUUUUUUUUUUAAAUAUACUUCACCUGUGGGCUUGAAAAACAAACAAAAAAGUGACGGAUUAACUCGUUUGUCUCACUGAUGAUGAUGGCUAUGAUAAAGUACACUUUACUCUCAGUUCUUAUUUUGUCUGCUUUUAACUGUGCAGUGGAGAUGGUGCUCAUGUCCCACAAUGCAUCUCUUACUGUGGAUUCAUGGGAAAUCUUUCUUUCCACUCCAACCUUAAGAGUUUUGCUCCUCAUUUGUAAUGCCACUGUAUUUGUGUAUUUUAAAAUUGUGUAAAUAAAUUAAUAAGUACUUGUA
Molecule: messenger RNA, 4132 nt
Organism: Larimichthys crocea (large yellow croaker)
Lineage: Eukaryota; Metazoa; Chordata; Actinopteri; Sciaenidae
Gene: csnk1da
Product: casein kinase 1, delta a
Exons: 9
Coding region: 418-1635 (405 amino acids)
Biological process (GO): protein phosphorylation
Molecular function (GO): ATP binding; protein kinase activity
Source: RefSeq, a predicted model, not a curated record